Molecule: messenger RNA, 848 nt
Organism: Cicer arietinum (chickpea)
Lineage: Eukaryota; Viridiplantae; Streptophyta; Magnoliopsida; Fabales; Fabaceae
Product: pectinesterase inhibitor 9-like
Biological process (GO): negative regulation of catalytic activity
Molecular function (GO): enzyme inhibitor activity
Source: RefSeq, a predicted model, not a curated record
UGAAAAUAGUCUUCCAUCAUAUCAUAUUAACUAGUUAACCAAGGUUCCUUGUAUCCUAAAAUGGCACAAAAACUCAUUCUCACAUCACUAGUCAUUUUCCUCUCGCUCCUCUUAGAGACCUCUUUGGCCAAAAACAACUCUCAAACAAUGACGUACAUAGAGUCCUCUUGCCAUGGUACCCUCUAUCCUAAUCUAUGCAUUCGUUGCCUUAACAAAUUUUCCAAUUCAACCAUUAAUGGGCCUCAACAUUUAGCCCAUAUUGCCUUAUCGGUGAGCCUCUCUAAAGCCCUACAAACAAGAGGAUACCUUUUAAAAGUGACAAAGGAACUUCAAACAAUUAAUCAUAACAACAAAAGGAUGUACCUAACCGUGCAAGAUUGUGUGAAUCAAAUCAACGAUAGUGUUGAUCAACUUAGUCAAGCCAUCAAAGAAUUAAAAAGGUUGAACCAAUCUAGCACCAUCAUUAGUGAUAAAGUGUUGUGGCAUAUAAGUAAUGUUGAGACAUGGGUGAGCACUGCCUUAACCGAUGCAAGUAGUUGUGUUCAAUCAUUACCAGGUCAUAGGAUGAGUAAAAGGGUAGCGAUGAUUAAGGUUAAGGCGAAGAAUGUUGCUGAAGUUACUAGUAAUGCACUUGCUUUGUUCCAUAGUUAUGCUUCUAGGUACCGACAACAAGCAGCUAGAACUACCAAGAAGCCUUGAAAAGCUAAAAAAUGUUUAUUUUAUCGCCCUUUGUUUGUUCAUGUAUAUAUACUAUGUAUGUACAUGUUUUUUCUUUGGGUGGUUUUAUUUUUUAAUCACGUGUAAUGUGUAUGUAUUAAAUUUUUAGUGUUAUUAAUGUUUUAAAAGAA